CGAGCGUACGUGCACAUAUACGUAGAGGGAGGAUGCAUACACGUAUUGAGAGGGUGCGAGACUCCAGGACUCUCCGGCCGCAGGACUCCAAUGGACGAAAGGACUAGCAGGCCAGUACGCAUCGAGCUCACCCCCUGCACAGGGCUGCACCGCACCGACGAUCAACAACAAUAAUACAUAUAUACAACUGUUUGUACGAAGAGACGCGAGAACGGAACGCUGCAACAUCAUCAUCAUCAUCAACCUUCAGAUAUGUCGAAGCAACGGUUGCCAACCAACGAUUGGUGAACAAUUGUUGUUGUUGUUGUUAACAAAAAAGAAAGCAUAAACUUUGUUUCUGUUUUACGUUCGGUUCGACGGAUUGAAGUGAUGGACUGACAAGUGCGGGAAAGUUUUUUUUUGUUGAAACAAUUUUCUUUUGAUUUUCCGCCGACGCCUUGAUUCAACAUACUCUCCGAAUACAAUACAAAUAGAGCGACUUCAAAGUACUGCCCUGCCAUCAUCAUCAUCAUCAUCACUCUCUCGACUUGAACGGUGGUUGUUAAAGACUUUACGAUUGAGCGGUACUCGUUUGAUAUUGGGACGAUGUACUCGCCGGACAAGAUGAUGGGCGCGAAGGGGCCCACGGGCCUCCACGGGCCCAUCACCUCCACCGGGGCCUGCUUCCCGGGCCGAUACUCGCCGACCUACAGGAGCCCGGAACCGAUGGCCAGACGAUGCAUGCCGAAUCCGUCGGUGUGGGAGUCUGACUUCGAAUCCGAUCAGUUUGAAUCCAAGUAUUGGAAGCCGAGCCUCCGAAAGGCUCACGUAUUCGAAAGCCCUUGCGAUAGAAAGAGGAUGUUAGAAGAUGCAUCAAUUAUGUGCAAUUCAUGGUCGCCAAGACACAACGUAAGUGAAUUUGCAUGA
This is a messenger RNA of Nicrophorus vespilloides, 906 nucleotides long. Its product is annotated as inhibitory POU protein-like. The transcript is spliced from 3 exons. The record is from RefSeq and is a predicted model, not a curated record. Lineage: Eukaryota; Metazoa; Arthropoda; Insecta; Coleoptera; Silphidae. The coding region runs from base 586 to 906 and encodes 106 amino acids.